Setaria italica (foxtail millet) is the source of this 1181-nucleotide messenger RNA. Its product is annotated as phospholipase A2 homolog 3. The coding region runs from base 368 to 835 and encodes 155 amino acids. The record is from RefSeq and is a predicted model, not a curated record. The transcript is spliced from 4 exons. Lineage: Eukaryota; Viridiplantae; Streptophyta; Magnoliopsida; Poales; Poaceae. Gene Ontology annotation, biological process: arachidonate secretion; phospholipid metabolic process; lipid catabolic process. Gene Ontology annotation, molecular function: A2-type glycerophospholipase activity; calcium ion binding.
CUGCUGUUGGCUGGUGCACGCACAGCACGAAGAGCACAGGCCACACAGGCCUCUCUUUGUCCCCGCCGUUGCCGUGUGCUGUCAACUGGCGCGCCCGUGAGCUAGCCAACAAGGCCCGGGGGCGCUCACGGGACGAAUACAACCAAACGCGCGCCCGCCACCCCCCAUCUUCACUCACCUCCCCGCUCCUGGGCGUCGUCUCUCCCCUCUAAAUCAGCGCCAGCCAGCGAGUCCCCGCAUCUGCAGUUUGAGAGGCCAGUUCGCCGCCCCGCCCAAGGACGACGGCGGCCGCGCCGUCACGAGGCUCACCCCAGCCGCCGGCCCGUCGAGGAGAGCGCGCGCGCGGCGGAGAUUUUCUCUAGAGAGGAUGGCGCGCGGCAGCUCCUGGCGGCUCGCGGCGGUUGGCGUCCUCGUCGCCUGCGCGGCCGUCGUCCUCGCGCCGCCCGCCGCGGCGCUCGACAUCGGCAUCCAGUCCGCCGGCGACGGCGUGAGCAAGCAGCAGGCGUGCAGCCGCACGUGCGAGUCAGACCACUGCACGACGGCGCCGUUCCUGCGGUACGGCAAGUACUGCGGCAUCCUCUACAGCGGCUGCCCCGGCGAGGCGCCGUGCGACGCGCUCGACGCCUGCUGCAUGCACCACGACAACUGCGUCCAGGCAAAGAAGGACUACCUGAGCACGGGGUGCAACGAGGCGCUGCUGGACUGCCUGGCGAGGCUGCGGGAGGGCACGUCCACGUUCGAGGGGAACAAGUGCAUGAUCGACGAGGUCAUCGACGUGAUCACGCUCGUCAUCGAGGCCGCCGUCGUCGCCGGCAGGGUGCUCCACAAGCCGUAGCCGGCCGCACGCGGUGGGCGUGGAACACAGCUUGCGCGGUAGGUGGGUGGUACAUCUUUUGCGUGCUUUGGUGUAGGGAGGGUGGUGGCGUCUGGCGUCCUGGCCGGCUGGCCGGGGGCCCCGGCUGCGUCGGCUCACAUGGCGGCUUGUGUGCUACCUAGCUACGGGCUCUCCCAGCUCGGCCAAAACUUACGACAAGGUAUAUGGGCAUAUGGCGAUAAAAAAAAAACUUGGGUUUGGGUGUUUUUGGGCUUAAUGUUAACUCAUAUCUCGUCUCACUAUCACUGUAUUACUGUAUAAGUAUAAAGAAAUUAAGCUUGCUCGUGCUGGUUUUGGUUUGUUGAUA